Molecule: messenger RNA, 1047 nt
Organism: Pseudozyma hubeiensis SY62
Lineage: Eukaryota; Fungi; Basidiomycota; Ustilaginomycetes; Ustilaginales; Ustilaginaceae
Exons: 1
Coding region: 1-1047 (348 amino acids)
Biological process (GO): proteolysis
Molecular function (GO): cysteine-type endopeptidase activity
Source: RefSeq, a predicted model, not a curated record
AUGCAGCCUCCGCAGGGCGGCGUGCAGGGUCAGAUGGGAUACGGCUACGCUCCACCUUCGGGCCCCGUCGGUCCUCCCGAGUACGCCUCCAACCACGUCAACUACAACCCGCAGGGCGGUAUGAUGGGCAACCAGCGCUACGAGUACUCAUCGAUGCAGGGCAAGCGCAAGGCGCUGCUGAUCGGUAUCAACUACUUUGGACAGAAUGGAGAGCUUCGAGGAUGCAUCAACGACGUUCGAAACGUGCAGGGUUUCCUUCGACAGCGCGGAUACAAGGACGACGACAUGGUGGUGCUGACCGACGACCAGCGCGAUGCACGCAGCAUCCCGACGAGGCAGAACAUGACGGCGGCGAUGCACUGGUUGGUGCGAGGCGCCCAGCCGGGCGAUGCGCUCUUCUUCCACUACAGCGGACACGGUGGUCAGGCCAAAGCGUCGCAGGGAGACGAGGCGGACGGAUACAACGAGACCAUCAUCCCCGUCGACUACCAGCAGGUUGGGCAGAUGGAGGACGACGAGCUGCACGCCAUCAUGGUGCGUCCGCUCCCCGUAGGCUGUCGUCUCACCGCCAUCUUUGACUCGUGCCACUCGGGUACCGCGCUCGACCUGCCUUACGUCUACACCACGUCGGGCAACGUCAAGGAGCCCAACGUCAUAGCGGGCGUGGGCAAGGGUCUCAUGGGAGCAGCGAUGAACUACGCGCGCGGCGACGUCAUGGGCAUGGCCAAGGGACUCUUCUCGACCUUCACCACGGCCAAGAACACGAACGGAGCCGAAGAGAUCACCAAGCAGACGCGCUCGAGCGGUGCCGACGUGGUGAUGCUGAGUGGAUGCAAGGACUCGCAGACGAGUGCGGAUGCCACCGAGGCGGGCAAGGCGACGGGCGCGUGCUCGUUCGCAUUCCUCACCGUGAUGAACCAGUACCCGCAGCUGACGUACAAGCAGAUGCUCAAUGCGGUGAGGGACGUGCUGGCGAGCAAGUACAGUCAGAAGCCGCAGCUGAGCUCGUCGCAUCCGAUCGAUAUGGAUCUGCUGUUCGUUCUCUAG